Mercenaria mercenaria is the source of this 1573-nucleotide messenger RNA. Its product is annotated as GDP-D-glycero-alpha-D-manno-heptose dehydrogenase-like. Bases 247 to 1179 code for a protein of 310 amino acids. Lineage: Eukaryota; Metazoa; Mollusca; Bivalvia; Venerida; Veneridae. The transcript has 2 exons. The record is from RefSeq and is a predicted model, not a curated record.
UUAUUUUUAGAAAAAUACGCGUACUGAGUGCCUGGUAUUAGAACUGAUGAACUGAAUAAGUGGUCAGAUAUAACAGGACUUCGGGCAGGACAAUACUGUUAUAUUGUUUGUGAUUCUGACACGGAUAUUUUUUAAGUUUCCAUUGUGUAAUGCCAUUGUGUGUGGGGAAAAUAAUGACACAGCAGGAAUCUAAGACACUACAGAAAUAGUAAACAUUUGUUUUUCAGGGAAAUCAACCAUUUAAAGAUGAAAAUACUUAUAACAGGAGGCGCCGGCUAUCUCGGUUCUACAAUGAUUCCCAUGUUGCUGGAAAGGGGUCACGAGGUCACACUAUAUGACCUUUUCUUCUGGGGCAUUAGCCCCUUAUUGCCAAUCGCAGACAACCCAAACCUCCAUAUCAUCAAAGGAGAUAUUAGGGAUCGGGAACAUCUUGCCAGUGUGAUGGCCGAAAAGGACGCCAUAGUUCAUUUAGCAGCUAUUGUCGGGUAUCCGGCUUGUGACAAAGAUCCGGAAUGCGCUAUCAACACAAACAUUGUGGGUACCAAAAAUAUCACCGAGUUUAAAACCCCCAACCAGAUACUAGUUUACGCCAGCACAGGAUCAUGCUAUGGUGCUGUUGACGGUUUGUGUACGGAAGAAACUAACAUAAGUCCAUUAACUCUGUAUGGAAGCAGUAAAGCCGACGGAGAAAAAAUGGUGCUAGCCGUCGGUGGCAUUGCGCUACGACUUGCAACAGUGUUUGGUUUGUCGCCAAGGCUUAGACUAGACCUUCUCAUAAACGAUCUAACAUAUAAGGCACUUACGCUAAAAGAAUUCGAUCUUUACGAGGGAAGUUUCCGACGUACGUUUCUGCACGUGAAGGAUGCUGCGCGUGCUUUCAUUUUCGCCGUGGAACAUGCGUCAAUAAUGAAAGGACAGGCUUACAAUGUCGGAGACGAAAAAAUGAACAUGACAAAAUCACAAGUUGCACAGCUUAUUCAGAAAAACGUGGACGGUUGCAAUAUAACGGAGUCGAACUCAGGUGUAGACAAAGACAAAAGAGAUUAUGAGGUGUCAUACGCAAAAAUUCGGAAACUCGGGUACCAGUCAACAAUCUCUGUGGAGCAGGGAAUCAGAGAUAUGCUUAAAGUGCUCCCACACAUACUCACCGUCGAACUCAGCAGAUGCAAGAACGUUUAAACCAAUUUUUAUUUUCUUGAAUUUUGACAGCGUCUUUUCUGUUACAGAAUUAAAGAUCAACUUUUAUAAACAUGAAAUUUUCGAUUCUAAUGAAUAUUUUUAAAUUUUUGCUUGUAAUUAUGUGACUUAACGAUUUCUUUGCACAUGCGCAUGUGGAAUCAUUACAAUUCCCAGUUAUAAUCAGAUUUGAUUGUUGGGCAGUACACCGUAGCGUUUUGUUGACCUUGUGUGAAAUGCUUGCGAAAUGGUACAAAUUGCAAAGAUUUUAACACUUGCAUUAUUUUUAUCAUGUACAUACGUACGUACAUAAAUUAUUUAUUUUAACGUUUUCAUGUUUGCCGAUAUAACAUGGCUUUAUAAUGCAGCAAAUUGGUGUAAUAUAAUAAAUCAUAUA